Verruconis gallopava is the source of this 770-nucleotide messenger RNA. RefSeq lists its product as uncharacterized. The record is from RefSeq and is a predicted model, not a curated record. The coding region runs from base 27 to 770 and encodes 247 amino acids. Lineage: Eukaryota; Fungi; Ascomycota; Dothideomycetes; Venturiales; Sympoventuriaceae. The transcript has 2 exons.
GAGGAAAACAUAAGAAAAUAAUACCCAUGCACAUGAACUUCAAAGCCUGGAAGAAAUCAUUAAAGGUCCAUCAAAGCGCAAACCGAUUCGAAAUGGCUCUGGAUUGGCUUAAAAUCAGCUUGAAUCAAAACCUCGCGGACUCCAGCGAGUUAGAAGCAACGAGGGAUGGAAUGGAUGAUGGCAAGAAUCGAUGGCCAGUUAUCUCACAUCGCGAUAAUCGCAUCUGGAAGCAUAUGCUAAAUGACUGGAUCCAUCAGAUAUCAUCAAAUCGGUAUCAUACACACGAAAAUGGGUCUCAGAAGUCCCUGGGUCAAAGAGGUUCGGUGGAUCGACUGCAAAGGGACCUUAUAGAAGCUCUACUUGGUCAUGGCAUUCUCACAGAGCACGAUCUGUGUCUGUUAACACCUGUUUCAUCCAUCAAAGGUCAUUCAGCCAACUCUGAUCAGAUAUAUGACGCAAACGGAUGCCCAUACAAAUCAAUUAAAGCUUCCAAGUGCUCAUGGUGGACAUCGCCGGAACCAGAAGUUGCGGGUUUCGAGCCGAUUCAAGUGAGGCGUGCGUUAGAUGUGCGUGAGGAGCAGGAUUCACUCAGGCUUUCUGCUACAAUAGCACCAAUGGAUACGAUCAUCUCUGGGGAGCAGGAAAAUGAGAGAGAGACUUCAAAGUCUACAUUAAGACCCCAGCUUACCCGAUCUGGAAUUGAGACUCUUGAAUCUCGAGACAUAGACUAUGAAGCGAGGCUCAUGGAAAUUUUAUCGGACUUAUGGUGA